Messenger RNA from Momordica charantia (bitter melon), 2569 nucleotides. RefSeq names its product protein transport Sec1a. The record is from RefSeq and is a predicted model, not a curated record. Lineage: Eukaryota; Viridiplantae; Streptophyta; Magnoliopsida; Cucurbitales; Cucurbitaceae. Gene Ontology annotation, biological process: vesicle-mediated transport.
GCUUCCGAAUAUAACGACCUUCCCUUCCCUUCCAUUCAAUUUCUCCAUUUUCCUCAACACAAAUGCCAAAUCUCUCUCUCAUUUCUUCUCUGAAAAUCAUCAUGUUUCUCUUGAUCUGAACUUCGUUGUACAGUGCGUUGAAAAUCCACAAUCUCAUCUCCUUGUUUUGCUCUUCAACAAUGUCGUUCUCGGAUUCCGAUUCGUCCUCCGUCGGCGGAGCCAACGAGUACAAGAACUUCCGUCAAGCCACUCGGGAUCGAUUAUUGUUCGAAAUGCUAGGAGCGGCUAAUUCGGGGGAUUCAAAACCUUGGAAGGUACUAAUCAUGGAUAAAGUGACUGUGAAAGUCAUGUCUCACUCGUGUAAAAUGGCCGACAUCACAGACCAAGGAGUUUCACUUGUUGAAGACCUCUUUAGAAGAAGGCAGCCAUUGCCAUCAAUGGAUGCUAUUUAUUUUGUCCAGCCAUCCAAAGAGAAUAUUGUCAUGUUCUUGUCUGACAUGUCUGGAAGGGAACCUUUAUACAAGAAAGCAUUUGUAUUUUUCAGUUCACCCGUCCCGAAAGAAUUUAUUAAUCACAUCAAGGGUGAUACAAGUGUCUUACCCCGCAUAGGUGCAUUAAGAGAGGUUGGUGUCUUCAUUUUAUUCUUAAAAGCUUCUGCUAUAUAUGAUAUUUAUCGCCAGUCUUUCUUUCCAUCUUCUCAUUUUGCUUUUCUUGAUUUACUGCAGAUGAAUCUUGAGUACUUCCCCAUUGAUAGCCAGGCCUUUAUCACUGAUCAAGAAAGGGCAUUAGAAGAUAUUUUUGGUGAUGUUGAGAAUACUCGUAGAUUUGAUAGUUGCUUGAACACAAUGGCGACAAGAAUUGCAACUGUUUUUGCUUCACUAAAGGAGUUUCCAUUUGUGAGAUAUCGAGCUUCCAAGGCUUUGGAUGAUCCCACUGCAGCAUCAAAUCGUGAAUUAGUACCUACAAAACUUGCUGCUGCCAUCUGGAACUGUAUUUCAAAGUAUAAAACUACCAUUCCCAACUACCCUCAGUCUGAAACAUGUGAGCUGCUCAUCUUGGAUAGAUCCAUUGAUCAGAUUGCCCCUAUUAUUCAUGAGUGGACUUAUGAUGCUAUGUGUCGCGAUUUGUUAGAAAUGGAUGGAAAUAAGUACACGUAUGAGGUAUCCAGCAAGACAGGAGGUGAACCCGAAAAAAGAGAGGCCCUUUUGGAAGACAAUGAUCCAGUUUGGCUUGAGCUUCGACAUGCACAUAUUGCAGAUGCUAGUGAACGUUUACACGAGAAGAUGACCAAUUUUGUAUCUAAAAAUAAAGCUGCGCAACUUCAAAAAAGUGCAAGAGAUGGCGAAAUUUCUACCCGAGACCUACAAAAAAUGGUUCAAGCUUUACCACAAUACACGGAACAAGUUGAAAAGAUUACUCUUCAUGUUGAGAUUGCUGGAAAAAUAAACAAACUUAUUAGAGAAAUGGGACUUCGAGAACUUGGACAACUGGAGCAGGAUUUGGUUUUUGGAGAUGCGGGAGCCAAGGAUGUUAUUAACUUCUUAAGGACAAAUCAGAAUUCAAGUCCGGAAAAUAAAUUACGUUUGUUGAUGGUUUAUGCGUCUGUAUAUCCUGAGAAGUUUGAGGACGACAGAGCCAUAAAGAUAAUGCAGUUGGCUAAGUUAUCAGCUGACGAUAUGAAGGUAAUAAAGAACAUGCGGUUGCUGGGAGGGUCAGAAUCCAAAAAGGCAUCAUCAACUGAUGGUUUCUCCCUAAAAUUUAAUGCACAAAAGACAAAACAAGCGGCAAGAAAGGACCGCACGGGUGAAGAAGAAACAUGGCAGCUAUUUCGAUUUUACCCCAUGUUAGAGGAACUUAUUGAAAAAUUGAGCAAAGGUGAAAUAUCAAAAAGUGGCUAUUCAUGUAUGAAUGAACCACCUCCAUCUACUGAGAAAGCUUCCCAAAAAGGUACUCAUAGUGCAACUAGCCAGACUACGUCUACUGGUGGUCCAAAAUCAAUGAGAUCAAGACGAACAGCAAAUUGGGCACGAUCUAGUAUUUCUGACGAUGGAUACGGAAGUGACUCCGUUUUGAAAGCUGCAACUAUCGAUUUUAAGAAGAUGGGACAACGUGUUUUUAUAUUUAUUGUUGGUGGAGCUACUCGAUCCGAGUUGCGAGUUUGUCACAAGCUCACAGCAAAAAUUAGAAGAGAAAUAGUGCUAGGUUGCUCCAGUUUGGAUGAUCCUCCCCAAUAUAUCACGAAAAUGAAGCGGUUGACGGAAAGAGACGAGACAGUGGAAGUCCCCGGUGCUGCUUUCUUAUCUUAUGGUUAAAAGUGGUUCUCAAAAAGCUCAACUCAUCUCCAUGUAUUAUUAUUCUCAGUAUAAAUGAUUUGUACUUCUAAUCUAACACCAUUUCCCCUUCACAACAAUUAAUACACAGUUGUGCUUGCGGAGGAAGUGAAUCAAAUUUUAAACAACUUCCUUUUAAAUCGUAUCGAUAAUCGUUUUCGUUUUCUGUCUUCCCUCUUUUUCUUCGAGGGUUGUGUUAUAGUUGCUUUUAGAAUAUAAUAUUACAAAUGUAAAAGUGC